CCAAGCAACCUCCCGACCGCACAGCUAGCGGCGGCUCGGUGGGUGACGACCCGCCGCCGCUCCCAUUCCCGGCGACGGCGCCAAAGCCAACUCCCGCUGAGCCUCCCACCUCCCACCUCCCACCUCCCCUUCCACACAUACACAUACACACCACACACAUACAUACACAUACACGCACACACACACACACACACACACAGACACACACAGACACACAGACACACUCGACGUAGACACGAGACGCAUGGGCUCAUCCCACUCACGCACCAAUGGCGAAGGUGGGGGGCAUGAGAGUGGCGGGUUUGGGCAGACCUUUUCCGCCUCGGCAGGCCUGGGAACAGGUCGAGGAGCAAGUCGAGGUGGGGGAACUCCGUCGACUGCGCCAGGUGCUACCCCAUCGACUCCCUUCCACGACCAUCUCUGUGCACCAGCCGGGAUCAAGGUCAUUCAAUCGGCAGCUGCUGCUCAACUCGCUGGUCAAGGUCAAGUCGCCAGCAUCGCCGCAGAGCUGGCAAAGGCCACCCUUGCCUACGGCGCCGCUCUCGACUCGGCCGCAUCGUCCCUUGAUGCCCUGGCAAAGAAAGAAGACUCCGGCUUUGGCACAGGUGCAUCACGUGCUCUCAUCGAGACGUCAAAGGCCCUCGCUGCCGCUGCUCACGUCAACAGCACUCGCGGCAGCUCGCUCAAGGCCGACAUCGCCCAAGAGGCCGCUCGCGCCUGCGCCUACGAGGCAGAGUGCUACGCAUCGUUUGAAGACUCGCUCUCAUCCGCCUUUGACGCUUACGAGUCGCUCCUGCACAACAUCGAGGUCGCCGCCGCUGAUGUCGCAGCUCGCCCGGUCUCGGCCGCCACGCUCUCAAAGUACGACACCGACAUGCUCGACGCGCGUCGCCGCUACGAGGCGCUAGGCGCAGAGAUGCAGCGCUUCCUAGGUGUUGCCUACCAGAUGCAGCGUCUGCGCUUUGUCCGUUUUGAGGAUGCUCUCUCGUCGCUCACUCACUUUGCCGCUCUCGCUGCAGGUGCGCCCGUCGGCGGCCUCACCUCGCGCCCGGCCCGCUCCUCGCACUCGCGCACCUCGUCCGAGGUCUCCAUCGACAGCUCUCUCGACACGGCCUCCUCGCUUCCGUCCGUGGGUGCCUCGUCGCGGGCCCGUGCUCGCUCCGUCACCGCCGCCUCGACAGACUCGGGCCUUCCCGAUGGUCGCCCACGCUUUGUCUUUGCCGACGCGGACAUGGCCGAUUUUGUCCGCUCCCACGCCAUGCCGCCCGAACACCUCGACCCGCCGUCGCACCACUCGGCCUUGCAUCCCAUCUCAGCCCCGGCUCUCCACCCGCUCGUCAACACCCCGACUCCCACCCCGCUUGCCUCGGACUCGAUGUCGUCGCUGUCAGACACCGCCCAGCGCCGCAAGCGUCGCCGCAAGCGCAAGCCCGCGCUCUCGCCCAACGCCGCCGCCGCCUCGCGCCGUCGCCGGAGACGCCGAAAACGCCGCUCGGACACCGGAGACGAUGGUGACGCCGGCGACGACGGCGAUGACGGUGAUGACGGCGUACCCGAGUCCGAGUCUACACCCGCCUCGCCGCUGGCGUGUCAGCCGGCUCCGGUCGCCCAUUCGCAGCGUGCAUCGCAGCGUGCAUCGCAGCGCGAGUCCGACACAGAUCCGCCGUCGUCGCUCACCACCUCGCGAACCAUCACAUCACCCAACUCGUCGCCAGGCGCUUCAUCAUCGGGUGACUCGUCGUCGGGCGACUCGUCGUCGACAGGCAUCGCCGCACCACCGCCGCGCAGUCCCGAAAGCGCCUCUGACACUGCCGCUGCUGCUGCCGAUGCCGACGCCGCUGCUGCUGCCGAUGCUGACGCCGCUGCUGCCGACGCUGCUGCUGCCACCGCUGCUGCCCUUGCCCUUCUCACCCCGGUCCGCCCAGGCGCCGCUGCUGGCGUCAAGUGCGCCCUGCCCAAGUCGUCGCUGUCGGGCACCGCCACCGCCACAGGCUCGGGCUCGGACUCGGGCUCAGAGUCGUUUGCCACCGACGCUGCCAACCCCGACCUUGACACCGUCACCUCGGAGCUCGAGAUGCACACGCCGAUGACCUCGCUGCGGCCGGCCGACGCCGAUGCUGCUGCUGACGCCGCUGCCGCCGCCGCACUUGCACCGCCGCCCAAGGCGCCGGCCUCCGAGGGCGUCGCUGACCGGGCACUACGCAUCCGCGGGCGGGCGACGCCGUCGCGGAUGGACUCGGGUACAUGGCGCGAGUAUCGCAACAUGAGCCUCAAGCGCACCUUUGGAUCGGCGUCGAAGCGGUUCCAGGGCCUGCUCGCCGAGCUCGACGCCGCCGCAGACGACUCGUCGCCGCCGCCGUCGCCGUCUGCGCUCCUCAUCGAGGCCCGCGAGACCGAGACCGAGCUCGACAUCAACUCGUGGUCGUCGAGCGACGGCAACUCGUCGGCAACGCUCAAACGCGCAUCAACAGCCUCGCUCGCGGCAUCGUCAAGUCUAGCCAAGGCGCCGUCAGCCCGCGAGCUCCGCUCGUCCUUCUACGACGAGCUCAUCGACGACCUGCUCUGACCGCAUCUAGCCAAAGCCUCUGCGCUUGUUUACAAAAGCACCGCCCGGAGCGCAAUGCCGAGCGUGACCAGUGCCACAAUAGUGAGUCCGCCAGCAAGCCGCGGUGUCACCACAUAGCCGAGGAGGCCAAAGCCCUCGGAAAUGCUGUUCUGGUAGACGAGGAGCGAGGUGUCGAUGCCAACCGACCGCCGCAUCGUCGCCAGCCGCUGGAUCUCGGACAGAA
Thecamonas trahens ATCC 50062 is the source of this 2789-nucleotide messenger RNA. RefSeq lists its product as uncharacterized. The transcript has a single exon. The record is from RefSeq and is a predicted model, not a curated record. The coding region runs from base 245 to 2566 and encodes 773 amino acids. Lineage: Eukaryota; Apusomonadida; Apusomonadidae.